UUCAUUUAGGUUAUAUAUGAAAUACAUGCUCUUUAGAACACACCAUUGUGCACAAAAGCUUUUAUAUGCUUUUAGAAAAAUGAGUUCCCCUUCUCCAAAGAAAGCAUGUGGUAGAUUAACCAUUGGAACUCAUGAUGGUACCUUCCACUGUGAUGAAGUUACAGCAUGUUGGAUGCUUAAACAACUUCCUAGAUACAAGGAUGCAGAGAUUGUUCGGACCAGGGAUAAUUCUAAACUGGGUCAAUGUGAUAUUGUUGUAGAUGUAGGAGGAGUUUACGAUCCAAAAACCUUCCGAUUUGAUCAUCAUCAAAGGUCUUUUAAUGGUACCAUGAAGAGCCUUGCGAAUGCCAAGUGGGAGACCAAGCUCAGUAGUGCUGGCCUUGUUUACUUGCACUAUGGGAAAGAAGUUAUUUCACAGUUAAUAAAAAUGCCGCCUGACGACAGAGAUGUUAAUCGUUUGUAUGAUAAAAUCUACGAGAAGUUUAUUGAAGAAAUUGAUGGUAUAGAUAACGGCAUUGAUCAGUAUGACGGCACUCCUAGAUACCAAAUAACUACAAAUUUAUCAUCCAGAGUAUCAGGGUUAAACCCAGCCUGGAACGAAAAGGAACCUAAUGCUGAUGCUGGUUUUAAGAAGGCAAUGGAAUUGUGUGGUUUGGAGUUCAUGGAUCGUAUUAACUAUUAUAAGGACAGUUGGCUUCCAGCAAGAACCAUUGUUGAAGAAGCUGUCGGUACCAGAAAGAAGGUUGAUGCCAGCUGUGAGAUUAUCGUGUUCAACAAGUCUGGCUGUCCAUGGAAGGAGCAUUUGUUUGAUAUAGAAUUAGAACAAGCGCUUGAGCCAACUAUUAAAUUUGUGUUGUAUCAAGAUCAGAAUCAUAACUGGAGAGUGCAGUGUGUUCCAGAAACACUUGGAUCGUUUCAGAAUCGAAUAAGUUUAUGCGCAUCAUGGUGUGGUUUACGUGAAGACACACUCUCCACCGCUUCCGGUAUAUCUGACUGUGUAUUUGUACAUGCGAAUGGGUUUAUUGGUGGAAAUAAAACCUACGAGGGAGCGCUAGAAAUGGCUAGAAAAACAUUAAGAGCACAUCGAAAUAAAGAGGAGUGAAUCGUUCUUUCCCGCUGCUUUGUUUCUAUUUUAAUGCAGCCUCUCUUUGGAAAAUAAAAUCCGACGCAUAACGUCAUGUGUAACGAAGACGUAACUGAACUGCUACUCGUACGCUCCGAAAAACGAGAUACCGCCGUGAAAGGCUGUUGCAUGGACGCUUGUUUUAUUCAAUGGCUUUUUUUAAGGAUGUUUCAUUUUUGUGUAUUGUUUACUCAGUGUUUUAGAUUGGAUUCUCUCAUUUUAACUACUCCAGUAACUUAAUAAAAUACGUGUGCUCAAAUAGAUUGUAGCUUCGAAUUUUUUGUUAGUCCAUUUUUAAUUCUGCUGUAGAAGAAAAAUU
This is a messenger RNA of Hydractinia symbiolongicarpus, 1442 nucleotides long. Its product is annotated as MYG1 exonuclease-like. The transcript has 8 exons. NCBI's taxonomy places the organism in Eukaryota, Metazoa, Cnidaria, Hydrozoa, Anthoathecata, Hydractiniidae. The record is from RefSeq and is a predicted model, not a curated record. Gene Ontology annotation, cellular component: nucleus; cytoplasm. The coding region runs from base 17 to 1102 and encodes 361 amino acids.